Molecule: messenger RNA, 1883 nt
Organism: Platichthys flesus (European flounder)
Lineage: Eukaryota; Metazoa; Chordata; Actinopteri; Pleuronectiformes; Pleuronectidae
Exons: 6
Coding region: 37-1038 (333 amino acids)
Biological process (GO): T cell activation; positive regulation of ERK1 and ERK2 cascade; interleukin-15-mediated signaling pathway
Cellular component (GO): external side of plasma membrane; membrane raft
Molecular function (GO): protein tyrosine kinase binding; MHC class II protein binding
Source: RefSeq, a predicted model, not a curated record
AACAAACAUGAGACAGAAAUUCAAGACAGAGGAGACAUGUCACUGAGGGGAAGUGAUCAACAGGAAGUACACUCCACAUUGCACUUUUUACUAAGAACCGAGAAGCAGAGGAGAGAAAGAAGAAGAAUGGAUGAAAUCAAACGGAUUCAAAUGUCUUUACUGCUACUGGUGCUGAUUCCAUUUACAGUGCUCACUGUCCAAUCUUCCUACAUCUUCAUCAGAGCUGGAGCUGAAGUCACUUUGUCUUGUGACAAGAUGAGAGAUGAUCAUGUGAACUGUGGAGCUACUGAGUGGCUCUUCAUUGAUUCAGAGAGGACUAGAGCAGUAGACCUGUUUGUAAACAGGCAGCUCCACACAUCUGUGAUUUCCAAAUCUAAAGCAGACAGACUACGUCUUGCUGCAAACUGUUCUCUGGUUAUUAGGGAGGUCACAGCUGAAGAUGCUGGUCAUUACACCUGCAGACAGUUUGACCUGACAACACAAACAUAUAAAGAUCAUAAUGUUUAUCUCUCUGUUGUCAACGUGACUGAGCAGAAGAGAAGUGAUGAGGUGACGUUGAGCUGCUCUGUGUCCACAUGUAGAAGCUGUGACCUCACAGUGAAGUGGCUGUUUAUGAAUGAAGAUGUGACUGAAAACAACAAAGACCUGAAGACAUCACAGUCUAACUGCUCGGCCAAAGUGAGCUUCUCAAAAUCCCAUUUUGUUCACAAGAUGAAGAACUAUAGCUCAUUAACAUGUGAAGUGAAGCAUCUUGACAAAGAGGAAAAGUUUUCCUUCAUCCCUCCGUCAUCAGAAGGAAAGAACGAACCAGCUCCAGGAAACAAAGAGAUGACAACAGACUGGUGGUGGUACAUUCGUCUGGUUGUGGGUUUUGCCUCGAUCGUGGUAUUGGUUGUGAUUCUCAUCAGAUGGAGAAGAAACAAGAUCCAGGGUGGUGAUGUUGCAGUGGCCUUCAGCACUGUGGAAGCUCCCUCCUCUUCUACUGGACCCUCAGCUGAUCCCAGCAGCCUCUAUGCCAACGUCACAUUCAUACAAUAGCAGAGUUUCAUUUGACUUUGAUAUUUCUAUGUCAGGAAUCAUUUGUUACAACUUUCUGCUGUGAAAACAAAGUCACUCUAAUAAUGUGAUUCUCAUUAGAUAGAAAAGAAACUAAGGUGGGAACAUUCCCAGAUGAAACUUUGAUUUAGUUUAAACCACUGCCAAGGCCCGACAGUCUGUGAAGAUUUAUAUAAAACUCACUUUUAUCGUGUGGACUGGAUUUAACCAGUUUUCAGCCAUUUUAUUGAUUCUUGAAGUUUGUCAUUUGGAAUAUUUUAUUCUGUAUCUUCAUGUUCUUCUGAUCCAGCUGUUAUUCUUAUACAUUACAAUGGUGACGUGUUAUUUGAUAGAACAUUGUUCUUUCUGGAUUCUUCCUGUUCUGGGUUUGAACCCUCAUGGUUGAUGUUCUUAUUGUAAUUCACUUUGGAUAAAAGCCUCAGCUAAAUGAAAUGUAAGGAAAUGUAAUGUAUGAUGAUAUGAUAUGAAUGAUUGUUUAUGAACCAAUGUGUUGUAAAAAGCGUUUUGCCCAGAGUGCCAGAAGGGGGAGCUGUAGGUUAAGUUACUGCUGCAAUGUUUAAGUAAUACUAAUAAUCAUAAGAUGGUUUAUCUUCAUAUAGAUAUCGUACGUUUAGCUUGAUGAGCCGAAUGUUAUAGACAUGUUAGUGUUUCAUGCUGUGAUGUAGAUACUGCAGGUUGAUUCUUCCAGGUUUGAGUUGAGAGACUUUUUAAAUGAUGUUGAUUUACAUGCAACAAGAUGAACCUUCCCCCCUCAGUCAAUAUCAGUAUUCAUAAGAAUUUUCAGUGCUUUUAUUAAACGGGAUGUCCUGCAGGUUCCACAUCUCUGA